Portunus trituberculatus (swimming crab) is the source of this 2834-nucleotide messenger RNA. Its product is annotated as E3 ubiquitin-protein ligase TRIM21-like. Gene Ontology annotation, biological process: protein ubiquitination. Lineage: Eukaryota; Metazoa; Arthropoda; Malacostraca; Decapoda; Portunidae. The transcript is spliced from 4 exons. Bases 207 to 1061 code for a protein of 284 amino acids. Gene Ontology annotation, molecular function: ubiquitin protein ligase activity. The record is from RefSeq and is a predicted model, not a curated record.
GGACCGUGCAUGCCGCCAGCCGCCGAUCAGUUAUUACUCAUUCAUCAGAGCAGUGUAUCGCCGCCGCGUCUCAGUCACGUAUUAAUUCAGCAUCCUGCUGGGUGUGGCCCUUGUCAAGAAGAAGAAGUACGUAGACGGAGUCUGACACGUGGCAAAAGCAGCAGACUGAAGGAAGGCCAGCAGUAGUAGCAGCAGCAACCAGAGCCAUGGACGACAAUGUGGAGGAUUGCCCCGUGUGCCUAAUCACCUUUAACGAAACCUUCAGGAGGCCACGCAACCUGCCUUGUGGCCACACCCACUGCACGUUCUGCAUUAAUGAACUGAAAGAGCAGGGUGCCGUCACCUGCCCCACAUGCCGGGUGAGUCACGCUCUGCCUGAGGCCGGCCAGUUCCCCAUCUCAUAUAUCACAGAGAGCUUUAUCAGGAAGAUGAGAGGAUUGGCCUCUGUGGUACCCAAGCCAAUGAAACAGCUGACAGCCUCAGCACCAGUGACACAGCCUGCACCAGGAGCGACAGCAGGACUCAGCAAGAAGACACGGUCUUUGCUGCAGGAGCAAGAGGCCAAGAUCCUGGCCGCCAUCUGCUCCUGCCAGGAGGAGCAGAGCCAGCUGGCAGACUAUCUGAUAACCCUGGGUGGGUGGGAUGGCCACCAACAGCAGCUGGAGGACGAGCUGCAGAUGCUGGUGGACCAGAGCAAGGGUGCCCGAGAGACGAUAAGGCGAGAGAAGUGCCGUGUGGAGGGAAGGCAGGAGGAAGUGCGGCGGAGAGAAGAGGCGCUGCACGCCGCGCUGCAGGCGCUGCGCACCCCUGCAACACGCCAUAAAGUUUACGAAGUAAUUGAUAAUACAGACAAUCUACUGGAGGAGGAGGAGAGGGUGACGGUGUUUCCUGACGUCCACGUCGUCACCACCGUCAACAAGAAACCUCGAAAAAAGGAAAACAUCAGUUGCCCUCGCCUUUGUCAACUUCCAAAAAGCCUUCGACCUUUUUCACCACACCACCGUCAUCGCCAAAGCCAUCAACCUCCAGGUUCACCCCAUUCUGGUGUCCUGGUUCUCUGACUUCCUCUCCCAUAGUCAGGUCGUUAGGCAUCAGGGCGCUACCUGCCCCUUCAGUACAUCACCUGCGGAGUAUCCCAUGAGAGCGAAUAGGGCCGUUAUGCUUCCUGAUGUUCAUCAACGACGCCAUGACGGACACCAGCGCUCGGUGGAAAUACGUGGACGACACCACCCUCGCCACCGCCAUCGACAACACCAACCCAGACUACAGCCACCUCUAGCUCCUCCUUAACCGUCUCCACACAUGGACCACCGAUAACAAAGUCACCCUCAGCACCACCUCACAUACACACCUCCUCAGGCCCCCUUCCUCCUGUAAUGAGUUUGAGCUUUGUGUAGUUUUUCAAUUAUAUGAUUUUGAUUAAUGAUUCGACUCUUUUGGGAUUUAACGACUGUGCUUGUGUGUUCGAACUAAUGUACAUGUUUCGUUCGUAUUGUUUCAAUGUGUCGUUCAUUGUUAAUACCAAGCUGACAAAUGGGCUUCUUGUAUGAAUGCUGGCAGAAGAAGUAAAGAGACAGCAGCAGAAGGAUUUGUUUUCUCACACCUCCACUCCUGAACUGCUACAAGCUAUUUAGGCAUUCAGCGCAGUAGUACACGGUGCCUGACGACGCUAAGCCUACGAAGGUGAACGAAGGGGAUUCCAUGGAUCUCCGUUUAAUCCCCAAGUUUGACGGCACAUCACAAGCAGUAGUGGAGUGGUUUGAGAAGGUGGAGUUGACUUGCGUCCCGAAAGCUGCGUGAUGGCGAGCCCGUGGACGGCUGACCUGCGCCGCCUCGCUGUGCUGUUUGGCGGCGUGACUAACUCUUAUCUAAAUUGUGCUUUCGUGGGCGGCCUUCCUGAAGCUGCUCGCCAUCUCCUGAGAGCUGAAUCUCGCAUAGAGAGCAUGGAUAUCGAUCAAUUGCAUCGUGCUCGAGCUGUUCUGGCGGACGUCAACUUGGACUUCGGAACUUCGACACAGGUCACCUGCGUCAGUCGGCAUACUGCGGCGGCUUCUGCGUCACCGAGUGUUGGUGGUGUGCGCUGCCUGGCCUGUAAUCAGCUCAACCAUUACGCCCAUGACUGCUUGGCUGGACGAGGUGGACGAAGAGGUGGGCGUGGCGCCGUGCGCUGCUUUAAUUGUGGGCGGCGAGGACAUGUCGCUUCAAUGUGUUCGGGAAACGCAUCAGGAGAGGUGGAAUCAGCGCCAGCCUCCUCUCUGGACACCCAACGAGAAGUGCGUUACCCACUGUUGGAAUGAAGGUUAACGACGUGAAUUGUGAAGCACUGAUAGAUACCGGCUGCACGAAGUGCAUGUGCAUGUGUCCCUGUGUUCCCGAUGGAAAGGAGAAAACGUCAGUGUGAUGACUGAGUGGAGAAUCGUACGAGUGCAUGGGGACGGGAAUGGUGCAACUUCAGCUGGCAUCGGGAGUGUCUGUGUGAGCGCCCUUGUAGUGCCCUUAAAGCCACUUAACUUUGGCUUUAUAUUGGGCAUGAACGGCAUCGUAGCCCUACACGGUGUAAGAGUGUUUUCACCGAACGACGUGCGGUUUGCUAUAGAAGAAGUGCAAGCUUUAGCAGAUUUUGAUUAAUAUCCUAAUGUCCUUGUAUUGUGUGUUUGUGGUAAUAGUUUCAAUGAUUCGACUUUUUAGGGAUUUAACGACUGUGUGUGUGUGCUCAAACUAAUGUACAUGUUUCGUUCGUAUUGUUUCAAUGUAUCGUUCAUUGUUAAAACCAAGCUGACAAAUGGGCUUCUUGUAUGAAUGCUGGCAGAAGGAGUAAAGAGAUAGCAGCAGAA